Molecule: messenger RNA, 2153 nt
Organism: Microplitis demolitor
Lineage: Eukaryota; Metazoa; Arthropoda; Insecta; Hymenoptera; Braconidae
Product: protein THEM6
Exons: 6
Coding region: 1062-1733 (223 amino acids)
Source: RefSeq, a predicted model, not a curated record
GAAAACUAGGACAUGAUUUAAAUACUUUACUAAUGAAUAAAGUGGGAAAACCCGAUAAAGAAAAAAAUCCUAGGAGAUAAAUCGUAGCGAGAUUGACGUCAGCUCAUAGCGUCUCGCUUUAAUAUCAACAUCCACCUCUACUCUCUCAGUUUAAAAAACUCCGCACCCUUGCGCAAGUCCGAGGAUUCCCAUCUCCAGAGUAAUCUCGUCGUCGCGACGCCCUGCGUCUAAAGACCACAGCCAACAAACAGUUUGCUCCGAGUACAUUUGCCGGAGCUCAAGUAAACCUGGUAGGCCUUCAUCACUCGACAUGUCGACAGUCCAGCAGAACUUGUUUGGACAUCAGUGAGUUCACUUCGCCCUACUUAAAUUUCUCAUGUGAGGUGAUCGUGUCCAGUCCCUGUAAAGUGACCUUCCCCAUCGUAAACAAAUCUAAUAAACUGUAAUUUUACUCCAACCAAUUAUUGAUUGGAUUUAAAAUUGAAAUUUAUAAUUUGAAAUCAGUCAAUACCGUCACCGUCAUCGGCAUCAAGUCUUCCGUGUUAAUAAAUAAAAAGUCGUAUUGUUUAAAAGGAAAUUCAAAUUCAAAUUCAAAUUGAUUAUUACUGACAAGUGUUAACCCAACGCAAUGCGUAUUGGUACGUGCCCUCAGUGAAUUUGUUGCUCGGUAACUUUCACUAUCGUUUCCGAUGAAUAAAAGUGUUCGGUGGUAAUUAAUAAACCAGAGAGAGAUAAUUAAAGUCGACGAUGCCGGCAUCUCCAGGUGGUAUUGUUAUUAUUAAUGCAACUAUACGUACAAGAAAAAGAAGCUGUUGCGGUGAAUCGAUAACACGCUGCUCUGAAACACCAGUUUAUAUUUUAUCUCGCCCUUUAUCUGACAGCCCAAGGCGAGACGUCUAAUAAAUAUACUGACCAGAAUAGUGAUAGUUUUUUUUUUCAAGUUUAAAAAUAGUCUUUUAAAAUAUAAAAUAAAUAUUUACUCGCGUGUGAGAUUGAAAACGGGAGGAUAAAAGAAGACUAUUAAUAGUUUAUAAUUUAUAAUUGAUAAUUAAUAAAUAAAAAUGUUGGCCUGCUGGGUACUGGUCGGUGUAUUUGGUACAAUAGUACUUUUAUAUGCACUUAUUGAAGUACAUUAUUUCUUGAGGAUGUUUCUAACUGUUCUACUUGCGAGGUUUUGUAAAAAACCAGUACACAUUUUAGACGAGACAACUAUUUAUGGACUCUGUACAACAACAGAUUUAGAUACAUUACUUUAUCACAUGAAUAAUUCACGUUAUUUACGAGAGUUAGAUUUCGCACGUGCUGACUUUUAUGAGAGGACGAGUUUAUAUCGUGAAAUUUGUUCACAAGGCAAAGGAGUCGUUCAAGGAGCGGCGACUAUUCGUUACAGAAGAUUUUUAAAGCCAUUAUCUAUAUUUAAAAUUAAAUCCAAGAUAAUAUACUGGGAUGAUAAAUCAAUAUUUAUGGAACACAAAUUUAUAACACCUCACGACGAUUUUGUUCGUGCAAUAGCAGUAUGUCGGCAACGAUUAUUAGACUGCAGUGCUGAGACUGUUAUGUCGACACUUUUAGAACGCGGAGUUAAGCAGAAUGGUAGCGUCGAAGUUGGUGUCACGCAGACACAUGUAAGACCCGAAAUGCCACCAGAGUUAGCCAAAUGGUUGGAGAGUAAUGAUAUCUCUUCAGCAAUACUAAGAGGAACUGAUACCAGUUCCGUUGUCACAACAACUUAAUUAAUUUAUUAAAAAAAAAACUUAGUUAUAUAAGUUGAUAAAUAAAAUAAAAUAAAUUUAUUGAUCGAUCUCUCUCGCGUAUGCGGCAAAGUUGUAAAACUUAAAAUCACUUACUUAAAUACAUUAAUAAUAUUUUAAUAAAUAAAUUGUAAGUUAUUUAAAAAAACAAAUAAGGCCAUUUGUGAAAGAGACUCUAUGAGUCUAAUGUAAUUUUACUUAAAUAAUCUGUACAUAUGUUGAUGUAUUAUAUCAAAGAAUAUACGUAUAAUGUAAUUAGAGGGUUGUAAUAUUUUGUUAUUAUUAUUGGUCAUUACUUGUUUGUGUAAAAGUAUGAUAGAGUAAUCAACUAGACAAAUAUAAUUUUAGUAAUUUGAAUAGAUAAUUAUUUUAUUACUGUCCGGAUAUAUUUAUGUAGUCAAU